Molecule: messenger RNA, 2272 nt
Organism: Nematostella vectensis (starlet sea anemone)
Lineage: Eukaryota; Metazoa; Cnidaria; Anthozoa; Actiniaria; Edwardsiidae
Product: G1/S-specific cyclin-E
Exons: 9
Coding region: 156-1469 (437 amino acids)
Biological process (GO): G1/S transition of mitotic cell cycle; regulation of cyclin-dependent protein serine/threonine kinase activity
Cellular component (GO): cyclin E1-CDK2 complex; nucleus; cytoplasm
Molecular function (GO): cyclin-dependent protein serine/threonine kinase regulator activity
Source: RefSeq, a predicted model, not a curated record
UGUCAUAAGUAAUCGACUCAUUAGGUAAUAAUUGCUACCAAUACUAACGAGAAACCUGUCCAGUUGACUUCAUUACGAAGAAGCUUUCGACAUUCACUGAGUUCCACUAUAAAGCCUUUCUUUUAACCACUUUCUUUUAAGCAAACUCUGUUACUAUGACGCUUGAUGAAGAUUGGGAACAGGAUUGCAGUUGUAGUGCUUCCACAAAUUCGAAGCAAUUCGGCGAUCGACUUGGCUCUGAGAACGGAGGCAAACGACGAAAGAGAAAGGUUAAAGAUUGUAACUCUGAAGCAAGUUUUAAAAGAAGUCGUUCGUCUCAAAGAUCCAAGAAAUUGACAAACCAAACCCUGUGCCGAAUGGAAGGCAGCAUAAGUGCUUUCAGUAGGAUUGAUGGAGGACGUUUCCCGGAGAAACGUGUUCUACAGGAAAUCACAUCAGAAGAGAACAUACAAAUAGAACUGCCAUCUCACAAGCCUGCAUCUAAUUACACAUUUUCGAACUUUUUUUUACCUGUUGUACGGAAUAUAUCACCCUUGCCUGACUUAGGCUGGGCUGACUCAUGGGAACUGUGGUCAUAUAUGCUUGAAAAAGAUAGAAAAUACACCAAAGAUCACUUGUAUCUACGACAACACCCACACUUGCAGCCCAGGAUGAGGGCUAUUCUGCUAGACUGGCUUAUUGAGGUUUGCGAGGUUUACAGGCUUCACAGAGAGACCUACUUUUUAGCUGUAGAUUUUGUAGAUAGAUAUUUAUCAGUGAAAAAAGACAUUCCCAAACAAAGACUCCAACUUGUAGGGACGACUGCCCUAUUCAUUGCAGCCAAGCUAGAGGAAAUCUACCCCCCUAAGUUGAGCGAGUUUGCCUACGUUACUGACGGUGCUUGCAAAGAGGAUGAAAUCCUCCAACAAGAGCUUCUAAUGCUACAGGAUCUUAACUGGAAGCUUUGUCCAAUCACAUCCAACACCUGGCUUAACAUCUACAUGCAACUACACUGGCUGUCAAGAAAUUCAUGUGAAGCACUAAAAGAUCACAGUAACUUCAACUUUGUGAUCCCCAGAUAUUCACAACCUGAAUUCAUUAAAGUCUCACAGCUUCUAGACAUCUGCAGUCUUGACAUUGAGAGUCUCCAGUUCUCGUACAGCGUGCUUGCCGCAGCUGCAAUGUACCACGUUAUACCAGUCAGUAUAGAAGAAAUCACUUGUCACAAACGGGAGGACCUGUCUCCCUGUAUACAAUGGAUGGGACCAUUUGCAGCCACCAUGCGAGACCAGGAACCUCCCUGUAUCAGGAUGUUUGACCAGAUCAAACCUGAGGACUCUCACAACAUUCAAACCCACAUUGUAGAUCUUGGAAUGCUGGACAUUGCUCAGAGAAGAAAGUCUGACUUCCCCCAGAGCUCACCCGUCAGUACCCCUACUAUGCCUUUCUUCACCCCCCUAACUCCGCCCAGCAGUACAAAGAAGAGCUGAGAGGAAAUGGAUUAUCGCUGUUUUAAUCAAAUAGAGCUGGAUCUCUAAGAAAUGCUGCACUUCUGAUUCUAGUGAAGCAAGUUGUUGUGCAACUGUUUCUGGGAUGUUACGCUACUGAAUGCAGCUUCUCAGGGUUUUUACAAAAUGGUUUGUCUGAAUAGUAUAAUCAUGGAGUUGACAAGUUACAAGUUAUAUGCGUUUUUAGGCCACCAGAGAACUAAAGUAUUCAAUUUUCUGGUAUUGUUUUGUGAGUGUUCUGGAAAAUUGACCAAAAAAUUUAAAAGUGAGUAGAAGUGGUGUUAUUUUCAAUCCAGGUGGAAUUUUUACCAAAAAGUAAUUAUAAUAACUAUUUUUAUAAAAGUAUCUUACUAAAGAGUAGUAAAACCCAAUUUAAUUAAUCAAUCUUUAGGGUCAUGAUGCCUUUUUUUGCAUUAAGAUUUUUGCAAACAUUUUUUCAAGUUGAAUAGUGUUUGUUUAAUGCUACUUCAGCAAAUAACUGUAUUUAAUCAGUUUGCAUUAUGCCCAUGUGCGAAUUUUUAAUAGCUGUUUUCCAUGGCUAUAUUUCCUCAUGGUCUCAGCCUUAACCAUUCAGAAUGAAUGAAAGCUUGUAAUUCCAGGUUUUCUGGGAAGUAUUCUUUUCUUGUCUGGGAAUAAGGGAUAGGAUUUUAUCAAUUUCUCCUUUUACAGAAAAUGACCUUGUUUUUAUUAGCUCACGGGAGAAAGAAAUUUAGUAAUUGUUUUUGUAUUGUAAAUUAGUACCAUUUUGUACACAAUAUAUUUUUAAAUAAAAUGGACUGUUUUAU